Molecule: messenger RNA, 5776 nt
Organism: Symbiodinium natans
Lineage: Eukaryota; Dinophyceae; Suessiales; Symbiodiniaceae
Source: the annotation of a GenBank genome assembly
GUGACCGAGAUCUUGGCUGGCGCUCAGCCGCGGAAGCCGUGGCAGUGUCUCUGGCAAUUCCUGGAGGAGCAGGCAGACCAGAGCUCCCGGCUACAGCGGGCUGUGAACCUAGGCUUGUCAUUCGAGCGCUCCGGGUUGUAUCUCUGCUUGGAUGCGGAAAGCAGGGCAGAGUAUGCACGUGUUUCCUUGCAAGAGCUGGCUGCAGUGGUGGCCUACAGUCAGAAGCACCGGUGCGACGCAAGCUAUCCGGCCUGGAGAUCCUUGUCCGCUGAGUCCAGGCGGGCCCACGUGCCGGACGACGCAGUUGCUUUCCUUGCCUCUUGCUUGGAGCCAGCUUGGAUGGCUCAGUACACAGCGUAUGGUUGGCUUGAUCUGCAUGCUCCCCGUGAUGCCGUUCUUGCCGAGCCUACUGCAGGUCAGCUUGCAGUGCUCUCUGCAAUGGGCCACUCUGACGAUGCUGCAUCUCCAGAGCCGAAGCGAGUGAAGGUCGAGCCGACACAGCCUGUGUCCGAGCAGGAGAGCGAGGUGUUGGAGCCUCGUGAACUGCAAGGGCGUCUGAUGCAAGGGUCAGUGUACAAGCCGUUCACAAGCGACCCGUGCGACAUCGGCCAAGUUGUGCGAGGUCUGGCAGCCAUCUUGCGACUUUGGGGUGGUGAGCAAUGGACACGAGUGUAUGGCAUAGUCAAUGCAGGCUGUGAUCAGCAUUCGCAUCUGCUGAAGAUGCAGCUCCAUUGUCGUGUGAUGUUCUGCAUUGUGUACUCGCCAACACAUUGGUCGCUGUUGGUCUUGCACCGGCCUGAGGACGGGCCCCACACGGCAUUCAUGUACGACAGUCUCCAGGACCAGGUCUGCGAGGACAGUGGGAGGGCAUUCCUUCUCUACGUGACGUCCCAGGGCUGGACGCAGGAGAACUUGGAAUUGAGGCUGGCGCAAAUCCCGAAGCAGCAAGACACCUGGAGCUGUGGACACCGAGUCGUUGCGACGGCGGACCGCAUCUUGGCUCACCUCUCUGACCACGGAGCUCUUCCCAAUCGGCUAGAGGGCCCAACGGAUGAGGAUGUAAGCGUCCUCAUCGCCACUGCGAGCAAAUGUCACAGGUUGAAGCUGGAGCAAUUGGAACAGAAGCGAGAAGCUGCAGUCAAGAGAUGCAAAGCAGAGCCUGCGCAUCCUGCGAGUGCAGCUGCUGCUGCUGCUGCACCUGCCGCUGCUGCAAGGUCUUGCUUGGUGGAUGACGACAACUCUCCUCGCACUCCACCGCCUCGUGCCAGCAAAAGACUCCGCACGCUGGACAGCCCUGCUGAGUCCAGCGAGCCAGCCACACCGCCGGCCACCAAGAUUGCGCGUGCGCCGCGACUGGGCGAGGCUGUGAGAAAAGCCAAAGCCAAGUCGGCGACCAAGGACAAGAGGCCAAGCGACGCAGCCGAGAAGCCUAGCAAGGUGGACAUGGAGAGCGCUGUGGCCACAUGUCUUGCUCACGACGUGACACACACUUACUUCCAGAAGGCCCAUGUCCAAGAUGGGAGGCCUGCGGGCAGGGGUGAGUGGCACGUCUUCCUGGCAGCCGUCCUGGAUGAUCGGAAGGUCUUGACUUGCAGAACUUGCCUGGACUUGGCAGAGCGGGUACGCGGUGCCGGCCAGCAGGUGGUGCCAGCUGCAAGUAGCGACGCACUGCCUGACGUGUCCAACGCCCCUGGCCUGGAGAAGCUGGGGGAGUCUUGCCAUCAGCGAGGGCGACCGAAGAAAAACGCGGCCCCAAGAUGGAGCAUCCACGUCUUCAUACGGAACAGCCGGGCCGACAUCUACAGGCAAACUCCCGGCAGUUUCGGGAAGAGUGUCAUCUAUGAGUGCCUCGCCUGUGCUCGCCAGAUUCGCUUCGGCUCAGCGACCUGUUCCAAGAAAAUCGAGGCGCACGAGGCCGCCGCUACCCACCAGCGCGGUCUCCGACGACUUCGUGGAGAGGAGCCAGCAGCUCAACCCAUCCAACUUGAGGCUGCUGGGAGUGCGUCAGCUCCCGGGCUGAGCCAGGCCAGAGCAUGCUGCGGUGUGUCUACAGGCGAGCCCACGCUGCCACUCCAUGCCAUCUCCGACACCAUGCUCCAGUUCAUGCACAUGGGCCAGCCCAGGAUCAAGUACGCGGAGUAUGAGUCCGACCCUUUGCAGGAAGCAUUGCUGGAGCUGCAAGAUGAUCAGGUCGUGGUUCGGAGCAAGAAGUGUGAGAAAAGCACUGGCAGAGGUGCCUUGGCUUGCCGAGCUUGCGUGGCCUUCUGCAGAGGAAAGCCGUUCCGGCAAUGCGUCGCCCAGAAGGCCUAUUUCAUUGACUUGCUCGUGCUGCUGCAGAAGCUUUUUCACGCAAGCCCUCAAGAACAGGACGACUACAAGCGGGUUAUGCAGGAACGAGAUUACAUUCGGCAGGGCCUUGCCGGUGACGACUUGUCGCAGCUCCUCUCUCUCUCCCGCAUGGACAUUGGACGACGCAUAUCGGCAAAGUUCGAAAGUAUCCCGGCAUGGCGGAUUUCGGACAGCCUUCGGCGCCUCCUGGACCACUAUCUCCUGAGGCCGCAUGUGCUGCACGCCUCUGAACAAGAAGCCCUGGCGUACGGCUCGCUCUGCACUAGCCUCAGCAGUGCCAUCGCUAGUGGCACGACCCGGGAGCGCGAUCUUUGCCUGGCUGCCAAGGUGGCGACAGGAGGGCUGCGAGCAGACUCCCUCGUGGAAGGAUUGGCUACGAGCUUUCUGCUAGCCUUCAAAACGAACCUUGCUGAUCGCCAACGACGGACGACCUCGGCCUACUGCAAUUAUGAAGCUCUCAGCGAGUCACUGGUCACCCUGGGGAGGCACGAGGAGGUGGCGAAUCUCCUACGAGCAUUUCGUGUGAACCCGAAGCAGCUGCAGAAGUUACGGCUGGACAGCGAGAGAUUCCCACAAGCCUUCCUUUCUCUGAGUUUGCCAGGCCAGGUCGAGAAGUGCUUCCAGCAGGCCUGCGGGUUUAUGAAGUCGGGAGGCACUCGCAUGCACGUCAUCGUGGAUGAAACCACCUGGUCAGCUGCGUGGGAGCAGGUGACGAACCUGCGAGGCCCAGGUAUUCCCGAAGCAUGCGACUCCGUGUACAUUGGUGGGCCCUGGUCCGAGGAACCCGACCAGGAUCUAUCCAUCCUGGUGCCCCAGCAAUGGAAGGAGAAGAAACUCGGCAAGCAGCACCUGGCGAAGCUGGGGCUCCAUGCCGUGGUCCAGAGGCCCGACUGUGCCUCCUUCCAGUGGGAUGUCAUGAUGCUGCCAAAGAAGCCUGGAGUAAGCUCCGCGGACGAGAUGCUGAGCAUUGUCGCAACCUUGCUCGACAGACUCACCACCGCUAGUGGCGGCGUGAGUCCCACAGGAGUGGCCUUCGACGGCGGAACGCCCAACUCGAAGAUCAAUCAGAUCUUCCUGGCCUUGCUUGACCGAUCCACCAUGGACGCCUUGCCAUUCUUCUCCUCCUGCCAGGUGCAUUAUCCCGACUGGUCGUUUUGGGCUUUCGGCUACCUGACCUUCCGCGAGAAGGAGCACAUGGUCACAUUCAACGGAGCCUUUCACUGGCUCAAGCGGCUGAGCCUUCAGAUGCUGUCAGGCUGCAGAAAAAUAUACCUGGGAGGUCUUUGGCUGGAUGUGACCCACGCACUCAGCUUUAACCUGCCCGAGAAGGUCUACGUGGCCGCCGAUCCACAGAACGAUCUUGCAGGAGCUAUGCUGCUUUCACCGCCGUGGAUCGGCGAAGGCUGGAGCUCCCUCGGAGCCCACGUCAUGUCCCUGCUCGCAGGCCUCUUUGUGUCCGCAACAACAGGCUCGGUGGGGUACACCAAGGCUGAAAUAGCCGAGAACGCAUUUUCGGGAUACUAUUUUCUGCUUCUCAUCGUGGCUGGAAACGAGAAGAGGUUUGGCGCUGCGUGGAAGCCCAGAUGCUUGGCAGAAGCGACUGUGAAGAACGGUUGUGCAUUGGCCCAUUACUGCGUCGUAUCCUCCCUCACAGGCUUCGAACCUCGAUUUCUGCAGGAAAUCGGAAUUGAGAGGCACUUUAGUGCUUUGAAGAUGCCGUUCAGGGGCUCGCCAUCGUUGAAAGACUACCUCUACGGGAAUAUGGCUCUGAACUCCCGACAGGCCCGGAAACUGCAAGGCAUGAGCGCCCAGGACCUGCAGAAGUACAACUCCACGAAGGACCGCGAGCCAUUGAGCAUGGAGGCCCUCAAGCUGCUCAGCAAGAAAGGCUGCGCGUCCGCGGUGCAGCUCUACAGCUGCAUCUCAGACAGCCUUUCUGCGACUGAUGCCUAUGGCAUGUUGCGGCAGUGGUGGUCGGACAGAGGCCAGCAGUUCUUUCGGUCGCUCAGGCCCGAUGCCCUGGAGGACGAGGAUCUCCACCCUGAUGUCGUGGAGUUGCUGCAGGGAGAGCUGCCCAAUGCAAAUGCGGAGAUCCUACAAACUCUGGAGGACAGAGCCAAGAUUUCGGAGGAGAUCAUUGAGGUCCUGGAAACCGAGAACAGGCCAGCAGAGGCUUCAGCGACAGCACUGGUUUCGAGCUGCUUGGGGCCCGGCGCCGUAGACGAUCCAUGUGAUGCAGAUGCUGGGCUGCAAGGACGAGUGCAGGAAGUGACAGGUGCAGCCCGUACUUUGCGAGAACUCCUCCGUCAGUGUCAAGCUCGGUGUCCAAUCUUUGACACAAGCGAGGAGUCCAGCAAAGGACGCAAGGAGAUGCUCAAAAGGGCCGUCCAGCUACAGAUGCCCAUCAGGGACUUUGUGAGACAAGCGCGGCUGGAGGAACGACUCCUGUCUGCCACUGCUCUCGGAAUCCAGCCGGCUAGUGGUGAACUGAAUGCUUGGAAUGAGCGACAGCAUGAGCUGGCGCUGGCAAAUCGAGCGGCAGGUGCGUCACAAUUGAAGCUGGCAAGGGCAACACAGUGGUACAAUGCACAGAAGCAGUUCUGCGAGGAGACCUGCAAGAACAAUGCCAAGAAGACUCACGAUGACCCGGGCCUGAAAUGCAUCCAUGAGUAUCGUCCUCACAGAAGCAGCAGCGAACAGCAGGUCAUUGCGUUCACGACAGAGGACGAGGCGAUUGCAGUGGGCGUGGUGCUCAGUGUGUUCCGGGGCUCAAUCGUCCGGAAGGCUGGGGCGUCAGACGGGGCGACGUCCAUUCGCACCUCGCGGCCUUUUCCUGAGCCCUUGCCAUCGACAGCAACGAAACUCAUUCACGUGGCCUACCUAGUCUACAAGCAGAGUAAUGUUUGGGAGACAAGCUGUGCCGAGGAGUGUGGCCCAGUGGAUCCAGUUGGGCAUGUGCUUGGGGAGCUGUCCGUGUGCAAUUGCGAGGCAACCCGGACAAGGCUUCACGUCCGCUUGACAGAGUCAGCCAUCGGUGCUUUGGCAGUGCUUUGCGAGAAAGGUGUGCAGGGUCUGCCCCGUAUGCCAGCAAUGCCCAGAGACGAGCCAGUCACCUGCGCAUCCGACACAGCUGCUGCUGCUGCCACCCUGGAGUUCACAGACCGUUCGUUCUUCAAGUCCCAGAUGCCGGGCCAGGUUGAGAAGUUCUUCCGUGGAGUUGCCAUGGACUUCGGCAGUUCCAGGAUCCAGGUCAUUGAUGCUGAGGGUUUCGUGACCCUGAAUGGCAAGAAGGAGCACUGGGAGACCAUGGUCAAGCGCAUUCCUGCAUACUUCUUCCAGGAGUUCCGGAACCUGCAAGGGUACCGCUUCAGUGCAGCUGUCCACUACCAGGUCAUCCAAUGUUUGCCAUCCAAGGGCCCCUUGAGCU